AUGGCCAGCGAUUCGUUUCCGACGGCUGGCCAGCCCGACUCUCCACCACCACGCGAGCGCCCGUGGCUGCUGCCAUAUAACCGCAAGCUGCGGCAUCUCCAAGGCAUCACGAUCCGCAACCUCACGCUCACGCCGAGCCCCUCCAAGUCACGCGGCAAGACCAUUGACGACGAAGCCAUCCCGAGCACACUCAAGUCGCCUGCCAAGGCACUUGCGCAGCGAGAAAGCCGUGGCUUGGUGCACUCGUGGUCAUCGAGCGACCUCACCUCAUCCGAUGAUGCCGUCCGGCGCAGCAAUGGCGGCUUACGUGACCCAACCACGCCGAAGAAUUCGUCAAGGCCAGCAACGGGGGCAGGUCUGAGGAGGCGCUCCACAAUGGAAUGGACGAAUGCGAGUCCAUUGACUCGCCAGAAGAAGCUGGAAGACAUUACUGCUGGGCGCAUGGCUGACACCUUCUUCACGCUGCAUGUGGAUGAUCAGUUGGACCCAGUGUAUGUUUCCGAGGUGGCUGAAAAGGCCAUGAAUCCCAACUUCAAGUUCUUCGACCUCGCCCCCUGUGGACCGGGUGUGACGCGGCUGGACAAAGUCACUGUGCGGGUAUGGGCAAAGAACGAGACGAUGCAGGGCUGGCAGUACCUGUUGGACUACACGGUGCAGUUUAGGUCGCUGCAGUUCAUUGGAAAGACGCUCGAGGGUUUCAUGCACCAGUUUCCCCCGAAUUGUAUACUCUUCCAUAUGAUGGAUGGUAUAUACACGAGUUUCACAGACGUGCCAAUACAGCAAAGGACACGGCCAGAACUUCUCGCACCGCCAAAAGAGAGUGCCGAUGGCAGAGUACUUCCUUCGUCCUCGUACGAUGCGCUGAUGCGGCUGUCUACACUGGACGACUGCAUUCAAGAUGCAUUGACUACGCGAGAUCGCAUCGCUGACGAGAUUGAGAGCAUACUCGCAGCGAACAAGGAGGAUAUAUUCACAGUGGAAUCAGUAGCAGAGUCGGAAGAAAGCUCGCGGACAGUACAGGCUGCGGUGGCGGUUGAAAAGCGCCGUGUUACGGCUGCGCGAAGAAGACGAGACGAGCUGCAAGCGAGCAUCCAGGAUAGGCGAGACAAGAUGAGGAUUGGGCGCGAGCAGCAGGCAAAAGCAGAGAGUGAAAUGGCCGAAGACCAGUCCAAGGGCAACGAGACCAAGGCGCUUUUGGAGAAGACGGGCGAGGACAUUACUGGCCAACGACGGAGGGUUUGCGAGGACGUGCUCAGGAUAUUCCCCAUUGAGCCCGUGCCUGGGAAACCCCUUACCUUUACGAUACGCGGACUGCUGUUACCCAAUUCGGUGUUUGAGGACGUGCAGGAAGACGUCACUUCUGCAGCGCUGGGUCACGUGGCCCAAGUGGUGAGCCUGCUGUCGCCAUAUCUUUCGGUCGUCUUGCCGUACCCGAUGUCACUGCAGGGCUCGACGUCGACGAUUGACGAUCCGCUGGCGCUUUCGCAAAACCAGCAGCCUCACCAACGCACGUAUCCGCUGUACAUGAAGAACGUUGUCCGAUACCGUUUCGAGUAUGGCGUGUUUCUGCUCAACAAGAACAUUGAGAUUCUCUCCAACUCGCUGGGGCUGCGGCCGGUCGACAUGCGGCAUACACUGCCGAACCUCAAGUACCUCUUGUACGUGGCGACGGCAGGCAAAGGCGAGCUGCCGGCUCGCAAGGCGGGGGGCAUCAAGGGCCUGCUGAGGCAGGAUGGGGCACUCUCUCGGAAGGGGAGCAUGGAUAGCACCGUGACAGUCAGCAGCGUCGGAACGCCGACGACGGAGAUAAGGAAGAGCCUGGAGAUUGCGGGCAAGAAGCUGGAGCAGACCAAGGCCAAUGGGACGGCCGUGUAUGGUACGGGGGCCGUGGCGCAUAAGACUGGCGUGCACGCGGGCAGCCGGCUCAGGCCCUUGGAGUAA
Exserohilum turcica Et28A is the source of this 1941-nucleotide messenger RNA. RefSeq lists its product as uncharacterized. Bases 1 to 1941 code for a protein of 646 amino acids. The record is from RefSeq and is a predicted model, not a curated record. The transcript is spliced from 2 exons. Lineage: Eukaryota; Fungi; Ascomycota; Dothideomycetes; Pleosporales; Pleosporaceae. Gene Ontology annotation, molecular function: SNARE binding. Gene Ontology annotation, cellular component: lytic vacuole; endosome. Gene Ontology annotation, biological process: SNARE complex assembly.